AUGGCUACAAAGGCUCAAUCUCAAUGGAUUUCCAUUCCAAGUGAAUUAAACGGUUCCAUUCCUCGAACCGAUGCAUUGGUCAAAGCUCGUAUUCAAUUUGAAAGUGAUUUACUAUUAGUCGGUGAAUUACGUAAAAUUGAAAAGGAAGCCAUUGAACAAACAGUACAAGAAUUAGAUCAGUUAACUGGAUCAGUGAUAUUAACAGAUGGAGAGCAAACGAAACCCUCGUUUCUUACCUAUCCAAUUAAUGAUCUGAUUUUCGAAUGUUACAAGUUUGAUAAUCAAUGGUUUCAAAUUACAUUCACAGACGGUCAUAUACGAACGUUACCACGUCUUAUCAAAGCACCGUUCAGAUAUGCGACGUACGCUUACAAAUACUUGGAUGUGGCGAAACUUUUAACGAAAAAGCCGGUUAAACAAGCAGUGGUCACAGCGUCAGCGCUCUCAUUGGUCUAUUCACCUCAUCUUCUGAAAACAGGUUUUAUUGAGAAAUAUUCGUACGAACAAUUUUUGAAAGAUUUGACGAAUGAAUGUGAACGAGA
Molecule: messenger RNA, 542 nt
Organism: Didymodactylos carnosus
Lineage: Eukaryota; Metazoa; Rotifera; Eurotatoria; Philodinida; Philodinidae
Source: the annotation of a GenBank genome assembly